AUGGAGCACAAUCCUCAAAGGGUUUGAUUUCUAUGUUGUGACUUGAGAGGCUAAGAUAUUCAUUUAAACAUCCCAAUGAGGAAUCUCAAGGUAGACAUCUCCAGCUACCAAGUUGGCAUUCAAUCUAUCAGCUUUACAAAAGCUCAUUUGGAUCUUAGCUCUACAGAGCGUGAUCGUCAGAGAUUUGGUUUCUACAUUAUGGCCCAUGGUCAUCACUCUGAGCUUCUUGGUUCCAAGUCGUCACUCCUGAGCCUCCUGGUUUCAGGUCGUCACUCUGAGCUUCCUGGUUUCAGGUCGUCACUCUUGAGGUUCCUGGUUUCAGGUCGUCACUCUAAGCUUCUUGCUUCCAGGUCGUCACUCCUGAGCUUCCUGGGUUUCCAGGUUGUCACUCCUGAGCUUUCUGGUUUCCAGGUCGUCAUUCCUGAGCUUCCUGGGUUUCCAGGUCGUCACUCCUCAGCUUUCUGGUUUCAGGUCGUCACUCCUAACCUUCCUGCUUCCAGGUCGUCAUUCCUCAGCUUCUUGGUUCCAGGUCAUAAUACCUCAGCUUCCUGCUUCCAGGUCGUCACUCCUGAGGUUCCUGGUUUCAGGUCGUCACUCCUGAAGUUCCUGGUUUCAGGUCAUCACUCCUCAGCUUCCUGGUUUUCCAGGUCGUUACUCAUCAGUUUCCGAGUUCUAGGUCGCCACUCUCAACUUUCUCAAUUUCCUGCUUCCAGGUCGUCAAUUUGAGCUCCCUGGUUUCAGGUCGUCACUCUCAGCUUACAGGUUGGAAAUCUCAAAUCAAGGUUUCCAAGCCAGAUUCCUCAAGAAUAAAUCAGACCCCUCUAC
This is a messenger RNA of Rubroshorea leprosula, 825 nucleotides long. NCBI's taxonomy places the organism in Eukaryota, Viridiplantae, Streptophyta, Magnoliopsida, Malvales, Dipterocarpaceae. The record is from the annotation of a GenBank genome assembly.